Molecule: messenger RNA, 330 nt
Organism: Lodderomyces jiufengensis
Lineage: Eukaryota; Fungi; Ascomycota; Pichiomycetes; Serinales; Debaryomycetaceae
Exons: 1
Coding region: 1-330 (109 amino acids)
Source: RefSeq, a predicted model, not a curated record
AUGUUUAGAAGCUUCAUAAGAACAAUGUCAUCCUCGAAUAUAGGACCUAUAGAGCAAUCAAUCCAACAAAAACUUACCAACUCAUUUAAACCUUCUUUUUUAGAGAUACGAAAUGAUUCACAUAAACAUGCAAAACACGCAGGUAUGCAAGGUGCUUCAAACAGAACAGAAUCUCAUUUUUAUGUUAAAAUGCAAAGUGAAGCAUUUAAUGGGAUAAAUUUACCUAGUAGACAUCGUUUAGUUUAUAAAGUAUUGGAUGAUGAAUUUAAAUUAAAAGGGUUACAUGCUUUACAAUUGAAAUUGAAAGGUAGUGAUGAAAAUUUGGUAUAA